Messenger RNA from Loxodonta africana (African savanna elephant), 1059 nucleotides. RefSeq names its product arginase 1 (gene ARG1). The transcript has 10 exons. The record is from RefSeq and is a predicted model, not a curated record. Gene Ontology annotation, molecular function: manganese ion binding; arginase activity. NCBI's taxonomy places the organism in Eukaryota, Metazoa, Chordata, Mammalia, Proboscidea, Elephantidae. Gene Ontology annotation, cellular component: cytoplasm; nucleus; cytosol. The coding region runs from base 1 to 1059 and encodes 352 amino acids.
AUGCCUGGAAAAUUUUCAUGCAUUGGAGAUCAGAGCAACACACAAGCCUCCACUGACAGGCCAGUGGUGGCUGUGGCUGACGUGCAUUGCCUGGGAAUUGAGCCCAAGUCGCCCACGAGGAAGCCACUAGGAGGGGUGGAAGAAGGCCCUACUGUGUUGAGAAAGGCUGGUCUCCUUGAGAAACUUAAAGAACAAGUUACCAAACAUAUUUUAAUUUUAGAGUAUGAUGUGAAAGAUUAUGGGGACCUGAUCUUUGCUGAUGUCCCUAGUGACAGUCCCUUUCAAACUGUGAAGAAUCCAAGGUCGGUGGGAAAAGCUAACGAGCAGCUGGCUAGUGUGGUGGCAGAAGUCAAGAAGAAUGGGCGAACCAGCUUGGUACUCGGCGGAGAUCACAGUUUAGCGAUUGGAAGCAUCUUUGGCCAUGCCAAAGUCCACCCUGAUCUCUGCGUCAUUUGGGUGGAUGCCCACACCGAUAUCAACACUCCACUCACAACCCCAAGUGGGAACUUGCAUGGACAACCUGUGUCUUUUCUCCUGAAAGAACUAAAGAGCCAGAUUCCUGAUGUACCAGGACUCUCCUGGGUGACUCCCUGCAUAUCUGCUAAAGACAUUGUAUAUAUUGGCCUGAGAGAUGUGGACCCUGGUGAACACUACAUUUUGAAAACCUUGGGUAUUAAAUACUUUUCAAUGAGUGAAGUGGAUAAACUGGGAAUUGGCAAGGUGAUGGAAGAAACACUCAGCUAUCUACUAGGAAGAAAGAAAAGGCCAAUUCAUCUGAGUUUUGAUGUUGAUGGACUGGACCCAUUUUUCACACCAGCUACUGGCACACCAGUCCCAGGAGGUCUGUCUUACAGAGAAGGUCUCCACAUUACAGAGGAAAUUUACAAAACAGGGCUACUCUCAGGAUUAGAUAUAAUGGAAGUGAACCCAUCCCUGGGGAAGACACCAGAAGAAGUUACUCGAACGGUGAACACAGCAGUAGCAAUAACCUUGGCUUGUUUUGGAGUUGCUCGAGAGGGCAAUCAUAAAGAUACUAACUAUCUUAGCUCACCUAAGUAG